GGUUUCUGAUUAUCUGAUAUGAGGGUUCAUAGGUGAAGAAUUUAUCUGAUUUCACCUUCCGCGAAACUGUUGUCGAAGAGAAUAUUUUUUUGGGGUAUUGGGAUUCUCUGUGGCACUAGGAUUUUGAAUAGGAACAUCAAUCAUGGAUGGUAACAAGGAUGAAGCAGCGAGAUGCAUCGGAAUAGCUAAAGCUGCUAUUGCUUCUGGCGACAAACAACGUGCUCUGAAAUUCAUCAGAAUUGCACAACGCCUUAACCAUGACGUGCAGGUUGAUGAUCUACAUGCUGCGUGCGAAAACUUAGAUUCUAUGGAAUUCACCUCUUCCACUGAGCAAAAGCCCAUUGGUCAAAAUCAGAAAGAGCCUAGUCCAUCUAAAUCUCCUGAGUUGUCAAAUGGAGUGCGGAAUUAUACCGAAGAGCACGUUAAGCUGAUCCGAGAAGUGAAGAAAAACAAGGAUUACUAUGCAAUUCUUGGGGUGGAAAGAACCUGUUCGGUUGAGGAGAUUAGAAAAUCUUACAGGAAAUUAUCUCUCAAGGUUCAUCCUGACAAGAACAAGGCCCCAGGUUCUGAAGAGGCAUUUAAGAAAGUUUGCAAGGCUUUCAAGUGCUUGAGUGAUGAAGAUUCAAGGAGGCAGUACGAUCAAACAGGUCUUGUUGAAGAAUUUGAAUACAAUCAGCAACACAAUGUCAGGAGGAGGAGGAGGAGAACUGCACAUGACUACUUUGAUGAUGAUUUCGACCCCGAUGAAAUAUUCAGGUCGUUCUUUGGGCAGGCAGACAUGUUUCGGACUGCCCAUGUUUAUAGGACUAGAGGAACGGGUAGUCAACAAAGGGAAAAUAGUAAUGGAGGAGGGCCUAAUCUUUUGGUUCUUCUUCAAAUCUUACCAUUCCUGGUGAUCUUCUUGCUAGCCUAUCUUCCUUUCUCAGAGCCUAAUUAUUCUUUGCAGAAGACAUAUUCUUACUAUAUUCCCAAGGUCACUGAGGAACAUGGGGUUGAAUUUUUUGUUAAGUCUUCCAAUUUUGAUCAACAAUUCCCACUUGGAAGUCCUUCUCGUGCUAAGCUUGAGGAUCUUGUGGUGAGGGAUUACAAGAAUACACUAGGACGCUAUUGUCAUGUGGAGCUUCAACGGCGGCAUUGGAACAGGAAUUAUCCAACACCUCACUGUGAUAGGCUACGAGGAAUGGCAUGAAGGAUUACAAUGAGAAUAGAGGACCUUUUCGCUAUGACAUGACAAAGCGUCUACACUCAACUGGACUCUGGUAACGAGGAUAACAGUGUCAAGUUAUUUAAGAUUGAGGUAUUGGCCAUUGUGUUCCCAACUGACUUGCCUUCAUGGUCAUUGGUGCAAGGGUCAUCCUCGAUAGAGAGGAAAGAAGGCACAGGGAUGUCCACAGCAUACGACACUUUGUAUUCUUGGAUAUGGAAACACUGCCUCAUAACCUAGAACUUGGAAUGGAACUGAUGAAAGUGCAUUCUAAGUAAAUGAAAAUUUAUCUAGUAGUGGAACUGGAAUUUGUAGAGCUUA
Molecule: messenger RNA, 1525 nt
Organism: Telopea speciosissima
Lineage: Eukaryota; Viridiplantae; Streptophyta; Magnoliopsida; Proteales; Proteaceae
Product: chaperone protein dnaJ 49-like
Exons: 3
Coding region: 143-1189 (348 amino acids)
Biological process (GO): cellular response to misfolded protein
Cellular component (GO): endoplasmic reticulum membrane
Molecular function (GO): Hsp70 protein binding
Source: RefSeq, a predicted model, not a curated record